Messenger RNA from Nestor notabilis (Kea), 1209 nucleotides. RefSeq names its product spindle and kinetochore associated complex subunit 3 (gene SKA3). Bases 1 to 1209 code for a protein of 402 amino acids. Gene Ontology annotation, cellular component: spindle microtubule; outer kinetochore. NCBI's taxonomy places the organism in Eukaryota, Metazoa, Chordata, Aves, Psittaciformes, Psittacidae. The record is from RefSeq and is a predicted model, not a curated record. The transcript is spliced from 7 exons. Gene Ontology annotation, biological process: mitotic cell cycle; chromosome segregation.
AUGAAGGCAAGUGAAAUAUUGAUACAAAGAAAUGAAGCAGAUCUUGGAGAAAUAAGAAAGCUGUUCCAGAAGAAUGGCUACAUAACACAUGUGAAAGAUUCUACAGAAGAGGAGGAGAAAGAAAUGAAAAGUGAUUCGAUGGCAUCUGUCCAGAAUAAAUCCGAUGAAGACAAAGCAGAUAAUGUACCUGAUCUUCCUGCUGGUACUGGGAAAUCACUGGUGCCUGCAGACCCACUGCGUAACCCCCGGCUUUCCGAUUUUGGUCUUUCACAAUACGGUUUCUACAGGCCUUGGAGUGCAGUGGAAGGACAACACACAACAAAUAUGCAUCAAGCAAAUUUAAACAACAGAACUCCACUAAAAGCACUGACCCCCUGUACUUUGCCCAAAACACCAAAAUGUAAGCUGAAGAUGGAUGAUUAUGAGUGUGUAACACCAAAACUGGAACACUUUGGCAUUAGUGAACAUACAAUGUGUAUGAAUGAAGAUUAUACGAUGUCACUUAUUCAUAAAACUGCUCAGACAAGCAAGAAGGGCUUGGUUUUCAGGUUGGUUGAUGAUCGUGAAGUGACUGUACAGGAAAUGACACCCAGGGAAAUCAUGGUCACUCCUGGGCCAAAAUCAAAAGUGACACCUAAGAAUGCAGCUAACUGGAUGGCUUCUCCUGCAAUGCCUGUGUUCUGUACUCCUGAUGUGAAAAUCCCUUCCAGAACAAACAGUACAGUAUUAUCAAGGUUACCAGAGACAAAUGAACAGCCUCUUCCCAGUCAUACAGAAACGCCACGGUGUCCAGAUUUUGAAACGAAAUGGAUAAAAGCGGAAGCUAAGUUCUUAAGUAGCAAUUCUGAAGUGAAGCAGGGGGGGAAGACUGAGUCAGUGACAAAGAAUGAUGCAACAGAUAAACAACACAAGGGAGACUGCAUUUCUUUUGCUGGGAGCUCUGAUGAGUAUCUUAAAAGUUUCAGAGACCCUUCUCCUCCCAAAAUAAAACACUAUGACCAGUUACUGAAUACUCCUCCACCUCCAGAAAUAACAAAGAUACCAGAUGAUGUUCUACAGAUCCUGUGCAAAUAUAGUGGUAAGGUAGACUCUAACACCAAGGAAAUGGAGACUGAGACAGGAAAUGCUACAAGACAUGAAAAUGAUGUCACGGAUUACUGCAACAAAGAGAACAGAGGAUAUCCUGGACUCUUCAAGCCAAACAUCUAA